Parus major (Great Tit) is the source of this 2028-nucleotide messenger RNA. It is a transcript of the gene ANKRD22, whose product is annotated as ankyrin repeat domain 22. Gene Ontology annotation, molecular function: protein binding. Bases 277 to 966 code for a protein of 229 amino acids. Lineage: Eukaryota; Metazoa; Chordata; Aves; Passeriformes; Paridae. The transcript is spliced from 7 exons. The record is from RefSeq and is a predicted model, not a curated record.
GUAACUUGUUCCGUCAGGCUCCCAUAAGCUGCUGUUCUCACGUUUACCUCCCUGGGCUGGGUUUCUGAAGACAAUUGUUUUAUGCUACUGAGUAGAAAGCACUGAGAGGAAAGGCAGCUUAAGAAAAAGUGGUACUUUUAAGUUAACUAUUAACCAGAUUCAAACAAGCUCCAGCACAUGUCAAGCGAGGGUAACUAGUUGGGCUGGUGAACAAGGAGGAACUCCAGAGUGAAGAAUAGGCAUGGGGAUACUCUAUUCAGAGAAAUAGCAUCCAAAAUGAACAGAAAAUCCAUUCCACUGUGCAAAGGCUGUAACUUUGGGGCUGAGAGCCGUGUAGCAGCUGCAGGAGUGUCUCCUACCACCAUCUUCUGGAAGGCACCAAGAACUACAGCCUCUGCCAAGUAUUUCAGGCCCAUCUGUCAGGCAGCUUAUAACAACGAUUUCAAUCAAGUUCAUCUGCUUUUGGAAAACAACAGCAACUAUCUGAAUGUCCAGGACAGCUUUGGUGGAGACACCCCCUUAAUUUGUGCAUGCAGACAAGGAAACAACAGGAUAGUGAACUAUCUUCUUAGAAAACAUGCUGAUGUCAACCUCAGAAAUAAGAAGGACCGCACUUGCCUCCAUUACGCUGUGAGAAAACGGUUCACCUUCCUGGACUAUGUGCUCAUCAUAAUCCUCAUGCCAGUUAUGCUUAUUGGAUACCUUCUCAUGGUCUCAAAGACAAAACAGAAUGAACACCUGGUCAAGAUGUUGCUUAGAGCUGGAGUCGAUGUGAAUGCUACAGACUCUUCUGGCAGCACAGCCCUUCACUAUGCUUGUGAAAUGAAAAACCAGGCAGUCAUUCCUCUACUGCUUGAGGCUCAUGCAGAUACUUCUGUAAAGAAUCAGGAUGGGGAGACUCCCUUGGAUAUAGCAAGAAGAUUACAGUUCCACAACAUUGAAAGCAUGAUAAGAAAAGAUUCUUAGCCAUCAAGGACUCAAACAUGAAGAAAAUUACCUCAUCUGACAAUCCACCUUUCACAAUAGCAGAAGUCCAGCAGAUGAUGAGGGCUGAUACUUGAUAAAGACCCAGUCCAUAUCCACCCAUUCCCUGCUGCAGACUUGGACAAUUUUCUGUGAGAUUUGUCAGUACCCUAAGGCCAUGAGAGGGCUGAAAGAAGUUAAUUUUAUUUUCUAAACCAUUAAUUACUUCAAUAGUGUUCAAAAUAUUGCCCUUCCCAUCUGUUUCAUCAAUUUUAUUACUUGACUUCUGCAGACUGUGGAUUUUGAAAGCUAGCUAUAAAAUAUGUAGAAGCCUAAACAUUGCAUAUGAUGGUUGGCAGCCAAUGCAAAAAUAAAAUACCCUUUAGAGUGUGUGUUACUUGUUCCAUAGGGGAACUAAACAAUAUGCUAGAGCAGUUAUAAAAGGUCUGGUACCCUUCUUAGUAUUUCUCUUCUUACAAUGGGAGGGGCUGGGAAAAUAGAUCUCUCAGUUGAGCCCCUCCUCCUUCCAUCCUUCCAACAAUUUUCACACACCUUAAUUCUCACUGUGUUGCUACAAGAGUAGAACUAUCUUUUUUUUGUUUGUUUUGUUGGGGUUUUUUUGUUUGGGUUUUUUUUUUUUUGUUUCCCAUCUAGAAACAGCAAAAAGAGAUUCAAUGCCUUGCUGGAGACCAUAAAGUAAGUCAAUUUCCAGACCACUUUAAUGCAUUAAGAAAUAGUAAAGAAAAUGUGUUUGGCUCAGUAGAGAAACAGGUCUCUUGACUACUUUUCCAAUAUAAACAGUGUACUAAAGAAAAAAAAGAGUCAAUAAAUGAAAUGCUGUUGAUGGAAACCAGAUGUAUCAUUCCCCUGGGACUAGACAGGAUAGCAUGCUGCAGAGUGGUGCAUGCAGCAGAGGAUAAUACCAAUCAUAAUAAUAAUAUAUCCAUGAGUCUUCUCUUGCAUAGGUGAAGGCAGAAGAAAACCUGCAGUGAUAAGCAAUGUAUGAAAGUGGCCCAGUGCUUUGUGAUUUAAUAAUGCAGCAAUAAAAGGGAAACUCCUUUUAUA